GCGUGGUCGCUGAUGAGGAGUUCCUGCCUUUCAAAGAAGACACGUUUGAUCUUGUUGUGAGCAGCUUGAGUUUACACUGGGUGAAUGACCUUCCAAAAGCUUUUAGAGAGCUUGAACCAGAUAAAGGCUUUUAGAUUCUUAAGAGAAGUGAAUAUUUGUUGAGGAGGAGAAACUGCAAACAUUAUGGAAGAAAUCAGAUUUGGGAUUAUUCAAACUCCUUACUGCAGAUUCACCAAGUUCUUAAGCCAGAUGGAGUCUUCAUUGGUGCAAUGUUUGGGGGAGACACCCUGUAUGAGCUUCGCUGCUCUCUGCAGCUAGCAGAAUUGGAGAGAGAAGGGGGAUUUUCUCCUCAUGUGUCCCCGUUUGUUGCUGUGUCAGAUCUGGGACAUCUCCUGUCAAGAGCUGGGUUUAACACCUUGACUGUGGAUACUGAUGAAAUUCAAGUAAACUAUCCAGGGUUGUUUGAGGUUAUGGAAGACUUGCAAGGUAUGGGAGAAAGUAAUUGCUCUUGGAAUAGAAAACCUCUGCUACACAGGGACACAAUGUUGGCAGCUGCAGCAAUAUACCAAGAGAUGUAUGGCAAUAGCGAUGGCUCAGUACCUGCCACUUUUCAGAUCUUCUACAUGAUUGGAUGGAAAUUCCACGAGUCACAGGCGAAACCUGCACAGAGAGGUUCUGCAACAGUUUCAUUGGGAGAUCUGGCAAAAAUAGAUAAACUUCUUCAUGAGAAAUAAAAGUUGUUUUUGAGCUCCUAUAAAA
Molecule: messenger RNA, 759 nt
Organism: Meleagris gallopavo (turkey)
Lineage: Eukaryota; Metazoa; Chordata; Aves; Galliformes; Phasianidae
Source: RefSeq, a predicted model, not a curated record